UCCUCUCUCCCCCCAGGCUCCUUUGCUGCCCAUCCUUCUCUGUCUUGUUCCCAACACCUGGAACAGGUGCAGCCCUGAUUAGUCAAUGGUUGCCUGCAACUCAGUUCUGCUGCUGUCCUUGCCUUUCCUUAGUUGUCUCCCUCCCUGUUCCUGCAGAGCACAAAGAGGUCAAGAAAUUCAAAGGGAGCUGCAGGCUUCUGGGGGCCCAGGGAAUGCCUGCUACCAGGUCUGCGAUGUUUGCAAGGAGUCAGACAUUAAGAAGUUGAUUCGGGUCGCUGUAGAGUGUUACGGAUGCCUGGACUGCCUGGUGAACAACGCUGGAAACGCUUACAAAGAAUCGACAGAUGAAUUGACUGCUCAAGACUUCAAAAACCUCAUGGAACUCAAUGUUGUGAGCUAUUUGUUGUUAUCUAAGUAUGCACUGCCCUACCUACGGCAAACGAAAGGAAACAUCGUCAACAUGUCCAGCCUUCAUGGUCAUCUUGGGCUGAAGGAUCUUCUGUCAGCUGUCACAAGCAAGGGUGCUGUGACUGCAAUGACCAAAUCCCUGGCCAUCGAUGAGAGCAAGUAUGGAGUACGCGUCAACAGCAUCUCACCAGGUAAUAUCUGGACUCCUUUGCUGGAAAGAGAAGCAAAUCGUUUUAAGGAUCCAAGGGCCGUAAUCGAGGAAUUUGAAAGCUAUCAGUUACUGGGACGCUUGGGGACCCCAAAAGAGGUGGCGUUGGGUGUUCUGUUCCUUGCUGCUGAUGCAACUUUCUGCACUGGUCUGGACCUUGUGCUCAGUGGCGGAGCUGAAAUUGGUUUUGGAACAAAGAGCCCGAUGGGUCCUAACUGUUCCCCAAGUGAUCUUGGGAAUUUGGUGGACUACGACCCCUGCAAGCAAUAGAGCCACAACGAGAGCCAGGAAUAAGAGCUAAGAGUACAACUAUCAUUGAUUCAAAGUCAUUAUUCAAACUUCAUUAAAUGCUUCCUUUCUAUGUUUACUGCUUGAUUCCCCUUGUCCAACAACUGUGCCUGUUGUUAUUCCAAAUCCCAUCAUCCGAUAAAACCACGGUCCAAAGAAAAGAGUUUCCAUAAA
This is a messenger RNA of Heteronotia binoei (common prickly gecko), 1078 nucleotides long. RefSeq names its product 17-beta-hydroxysteroid dehydrogenase 14-like. The transcript has 8 exons. Bases 86 to 886 code for a protein of 266 amino acids. The record is from RefSeq and is a predicted model, not a curated record. NCBI's taxonomy places the organism in Eukaryota, Metazoa, Chordata, Lepidosauria, Squamata, Gekkonidae.